This is a messenger RNA of Egretta garzetta (little egret), 1660 nucleotides long. It is a transcript of the gene SCAMP3, whose product is annotated as secretory carrier membrane protein 3. Lineage: Eukaryota; Metazoa; Chordata; Aves; Pelecaniformes; Ardeidae. The transcript is spliced from 7 exons. Gene Ontology annotation, biological process: protein transport. The record is from RefSeq and is a predicted model, not a curated record. Gene Ontology annotation, cellular component: recycling endosome membrane; trans-Golgi network membrane. The coding region runs from base 1 to 897 and encodes 298 amino acids.
AUGGCGGUGCACGCACGCGCCAAGCGCGCCGGGGCCCUGAUCUCCGUGGCCUUUAUGUAUCCCCAUAAUGUGAUAAACACCGGCGUAAUCCCGCCGGCUGUCCACCUGCCAGCUCGCUUCAUGUCACCUUCAGCGCAGGGCUGCACAAGCCGCUCCUGCCGAGCUCAUGCUCACAAACUUUGGGGCGGCUUCCCUGGGAAAAAGGGGCUCCAAGGGCUCGCGGCCCUCGGUGGCGCUGCAGCGAGGCUGAACAACUGGCCCCCGCUGCCCUCCUUCUGCCCCGUGAAGCCUUGCUUCUACCAGGACAUCCCGGUGGAGAUCCCUGCUGACUUCCAGAAGACCGUUUCCACCAUGUACUACCUCUGGAUGGCCAGCACCAUUGCUCUCUUCCUGAACUUCUUGUCCUCGCUGGCCUGGUUCUGUGUGGAUCCCUCGUCCGGUUCUGGGUUCGGCCUCUCUAUUCUCUGGGCUCUCCUCUACACGCCGUGCUCCUUUGUCUGCUGGUAUAGGCCGAUGUACAAAGCUUUCAGGAGUGACAGUUCGUUCAACUUCUUUGUCUUCUUCUUCGUCUUCUUUGCCCAGAACGUGAUGUACGUGCUGCAGGCGAUCGGCAUCCCAAACUGGGGAUUCAGUGGCUGGAUAUUGAGCCUGAUAGCGCUGCGGAAGAACACAGCCGUGGCUGUGAUGAUGAUCCUGGUGUCCUUGUUCUUCACAGCGGUGGCCGUGUUGGGCAUCAUUAUGCUGAAAAAGAUCCACUCUCUGUACCGCCGGACGGGCGCCAGCUUCCAGAAAGCACAGGAGGAGUUUGCCGCAGGGGUCUUCUCCAACCAGGCGGUGCGCACCGCGGCGGCCAAUGCUGCUGCUGCUGCUGCCACCAAUGCCUUCCGGGCGCCCUAGCCAGGCGGGGGCCCCGGCUUCUCAUCGCACGUGGGCUCUUCCAAAGGAAGAGGAAAUCCAAGUUGCACUUUCACUGGAUCCCCGUGUGUGUGCAUCAGCUGUCAGAGGCUGCCUCAUCCCAGCUUGGAAGUGCUGGUGCCUGAAUUGUCUGCUGCUCUAACCCCUUUCCUUACGGAUGGAGGCUGUUCCGGUUUGUGCUGGUCCCCUUCCCUCAGUGGACUGGGGAAGGAGCGGGAUGGGAGGUGCUGUGGCCAAGUCCUGCGCCUGUCAUUGCCCUCCCUUCCAGCACCAGGAGCCUCCUCCAGGCAUGUGAUGGGGACUGAAGUGGCUGCUCCCCUUCCCUCUGUUGGCCAGGGCUCUCCCAUUUCCCCGCCUGGUGAUGCCACGUGUGUGCCCUGGGGCACGGAGGGUUCCCCGUGUGCCCAGUCCCAGGGCGUGCAGGGGCCGGCUCUUCCCUGGAGGCUUUUGUUUGCCUUCCCUUUGACGUAGGACCCCAGUCUCUGCUAAGAAGAUCAAAGAAAAUUGUCACCAUCUUCCCCCAGGGGCUUGCUUCGUUGGGGUGGGGCUGGCUCUGUCCCCAGGGUGCUGAGCUUGGAGGCUGCCCUGCUCCACUCCCUUUCCCUGUCCUCCCCCUCCAGGAGCAGGGAUAAGGAGAGUGGGGCCGGGAAGGCAGCGGGGGGGGUGUGCUGCUGCUGGGGCAGCCUUUCAGUACCCCCUUAGCUCCCCCCUUGCCUCCAGCACAGGGGUGAACGGCUUCUCCCUU